This is a messenger RNA of Ctenopharyngodon idella (grass carp), 3338 nucleotides long. It is a transcript of the gene zdhhc12b, whose product is annotated as zinc finger DHHC-type palmitoyltransferase 12b. Gene Ontology annotation, cellular component: endoplasmic reticulum; Golgi apparatus. Gene Ontology annotation, molecular function: protein-cysteine S-palmitoyltransferase activity. NCBI's taxonomy places the organism in Eukaryota, Metazoa, Chordata, Actinopteri, Cypriniformes, Xenocyprididae. Gene Ontology annotation, biological process: protein targeting to membrane; peptidyl-L-cysteine S-palmitoylation. The transcript has 5 exons. The coding region runs from base 338 to 1150 and encodes 270 amino acids. The record is from RefSeq and is a predicted model, not a curated record.
AUUCACGUCUAAAGGCAUCAACAAGCUUAUUAGAGCGAGAAAAACACAGUAUCUAAAAGAAGUACUGCGCUUCGGUUGCAUUACAAUGCUAUAGCCUGCUGCGUUAGAUGUGCAGCAUACAAACCCCCAUGCUAGGAUGAAAUAUUCCGGUUAAAAUGGUUCUUGCUCUGGAAUUUAGCGUAGGACGCGUAGGAGCUCACUUGACAGCUGGAAUGUAACUGGGUUUCUUAUGAGCUGGCUAACACAGCUAGCUGCCUAUAGAGAUCUGAGAAUAAGAUGCAUUUCAUUACCAGCACACAGCAGAUGCAUGCUUAGGUGUAUAUAGAAGUAUGCUAGGAUGUUCAAAAAUGUGUUCGGAUCAGGAUUUCUGGUGAGGACCGCUCAUGUCAUCUUGACAUGGGUUAUAACGUUGAUUCUCUUCCUCCACGACACCGACCUGCGCAAACAGGAGGAGACGGGGGAGCUCACACUGCCGGUUCUCUUUGUGCUGCUGGUCCUGGUGUCCGUGUUGCUGUACUUUGCAGUUUCGCUCAUGGAUCCUGGUUUUGUCUUGACUGAUGACUGUGACUUGCAGUUCACACUUGGUAUUGCAGAAGAAACGCAGGAUAUGAUUCCACAGACUACUAAGUCUAUACGGCUGCGGCGCUGUGGACACUGCCUGGUACAGCAACCCAUGAGAUCCAAACACUGCCAGACGUGUCAACAUUGUGUGCGGCGCUAUGAUCACCACUGCCCCUGGAUAGAGAACUGCGUCGGGGAGAGAAACCACCGCUGGUUUGUGCUUUAUCUGGCUGUCCAGCUUAUUGUCUUACUGUGGGGACUUUACAUGGCCUGGUCCGGCUUCAGUCACGCUCCCACCUGGCAGCUGUGGUUGAGGACCAACGGUGUGCUCUUAGGAGCAGCAGCGGUAGUGGCGGUCCUAUCCCUCACCGUGCUUCUCCUCCUGGGCUCUCACCUGUACCUGGUGUCCCUAAAUACCACCACAUGGGAGUUCAUGUCUCGACACAGAAUCUCUUACCUCAAGCACUGCGGCGUAGACGAAAACCCUUUUGACCGUGGAACCCUGCGCAAUCUCUGGGGCUUCUUCUGCGUUUGGGAACCAGUGGUUUGGGAGCAUGUUUAUUUCAAGCAAGGCAACGAUCCCAUUUAAUUCCCUGGGAGUCAUGACUGCCAUGACAAAUAACCCAUUAAAUAGAAGUUGAUGUUUUGGUGGAAAUUGCUCCAAACUGCAUCUGCUACUACAUCUAGUCUACUUCUCCUUCCUUGUGAAUGACUCAUUCCAUUUUGAAAGUGAUUCUUAAAUGCAUGAACUUUGUAGUUGCAAUGAUUUUUGAUUAAGUUUUAUCAAGUAGGUUGGAAUGAUGAGCAUUUCUAUAAAGUGUUUUGUGAAUACUUUGCCCACAUAUUACUUUGACAAUUCGUCUGUGCUGAUUUUGCACAUUUUAAUAGCAGAACAAAAAGCACAAAAUCACAACAGCGUUUUGGAGCUGUAUUGUGGUUUCCAAUUAAUGCAAUAUGAGAUGAGAUAUAUUACAAUUUUAUAUAAUUAUUUAUUAUCUUGGCUCUGCUCAAAUAAUUUCUUUCAUGGUACUAAAAAGCUGUUGGACAAAAGUAAUUUAACUAGACAGUCUGUCAGCUUAUUUUAUAGUAGCAGCAGAUGUUGUAUUCUUACAUCAGCAAUGAUUUUUGUGCAGUUAUUGAACUUGUGAAAUACAGUCAGUUGUAUAUAUUUUUACAGAUUUUUUUUUUAUUUUAUUUUUUUUAGAAAAUUGACACCCCAUUUUAAAGGGUUAUUCACCCAAAAAUGAAAAUUAUCCCAUGAUUUACUCACCCUCAAGCCAUCCUAGGUGUAUAUGACUAUCUUCUUUCAGACAAACACAAUCUGAGAUUUAAAAAUAUCCUGGCUCCUCCAAGCUUUAUAAUGGUUGUGAAUGGGGGGCUACAUUUUGAAGCUAAAAAAAAAAAAAAUGCAUUCAUUCAUCAUAAAAGUAAUCCAUACAGCUCCAGGGGGUUAAUAAAGGCCUUCUGAAGCGAAGCGAUGCAUUUUUGUAAGAAAAAUAUCCAUAUUUAAAACUUCAUUAACUUAUAACAACUAGCUUCCGGCAGACAGCCAUACACAUGGAUUUGCGGCGGAAGAGUAACCUCUGACCUGGCUCAUGACGUAAUGAUGAACGCAGAGGAUAGAGCAACAAAAUACCGGUCACAAAUUAGAAGUCUAAAAUGAUCAUUUGUAUAAAGAAAUGUCGGAGGAUUUCGAUAUAAGAGAAGAGGAGCUUGAGUUUGUUGUACAGCCCUAUUUGUUUGAACUGUGAGAGGCGACUAAGCUUACGAUACUCCUACAUCCUGCGUCAUACAUCGCUUCGGGGUUACUCAUUUGGCCCAAGUUGACUUGUGCAGUAUGAGUUUUAAAUAUGGAUACUUUUUCUUACAAAAAUGCAUCGCUUUACUUCAAAAGGCCUUUAUUAACCCCUGGAGCCGUAUGGAUUAUAUUUUUUAUAAUGGAUGGAUGUGGUUUUUUGGGCUUUAAAAUCUGGUCCCCCCUUCACAACCAUUAUAAAGCUUGGAAGAACAAGGAUGUUUUUAAAUAGAUUGUGUUCAUUUGAAAGAAGAUAGUCAUAUUCACCUAAGAUGGCUUGAGGGUGAAUAAAUCAUGGGAUAAUUUUCAUUUUUGGGUGAAUGAUUCCUUUAAGAUCAAUUUCAGACAGGGUAAUAAGUUAAUGUGAAAUUUCCUAUAGCACUUUAUAUAUCAGUAGUGAAAUUUCAAUAUGCUUGUAAUGUGAUUUUUAUAAUAAAUGUACCAGUUGACAUAAUCUAUACAUUAAACAUGAGAAAUUAACAUAUUGAAAGACAAAUUUAGAAUACAAACAUAAUCAGUGCAGUAAUGUAUUUUUUUUUUUUUUUUUGCAAUACUUUAUUUUUAUAUAAACAGGGUCUUUCCUAUUACACAUCAGCAGCUUAAAGAGAGAAAGAUGUAAAUGCAUGUGACACUCCUUUGACUGUUAGAUUCUGGUCCAUUUUGGACCGCCAGAACAGAUUAAAGUAAUAUGUUUGGUUGGUAAAUGCAGUACAAUGAAGUCCAGUGUGUUUUCUUUAACAAACAAACAAACAAACAAACAUUAGAAAUUUCUCAGCAUAUAUAUAGAGACAUAAAAAGCAAUAAUUGUUUUUGCUUUUACUUGAUUUCAAAUUCUUUAUAUUUUACUUUUACAGUGUUUAACUCAAUAUUAAUGCUGAGAUUUCAUGAAUGAUUUGUGCUGUUUUGAUCAAAGUUAUGCAAUUUUUGUUCCUCUAUGUAAUGUUUUGAAGCAUCAGUAUUCAAUAAAUUGAACAACAUGGUC